Molecule: messenger RNA, 3661 nt
Organism: Tyto alba (common barn owl)
Lineage: Eukaryota; Metazoa; Chordata; Aves; Strigiformes; Tytonidae
Product: alcohol dehydrogenase 1
Exons: 9
Coding region: 445-1575 (376 amino acids)
Biological process (GO): retinoic acid metabolic process; retinol metabolic process
Cellular component (GO): cytosol
Molecular function (GO): zinc ion binding; all-trans-retinol dehydrogenase (NAD+) activity
Source: RefSeq, a predicted model, not a curated record
UGUUGUUGUUAUUGUUGGGUUUUUUUUGUUAACUUUAUUCCUUUCACAAAUGCCUGGGGGUGAACCGCUGCCGGGUCAAAGGCUGCCCCCUGACAACAAGGGGACACUGAAGAUGCCUGAUCAGCGCCGCGCCGCCACACCCGCCGGAAGCAGCUGCAGGAGAAAGCUCUCGCCCAGCCCCCUGUGCCUUUCAGCCAGGGAGGGCAGGGCACAGCCCGAGGCCACAGCCAUCCAUAAAAGCCUCCACGGAAGACUUCUGCCCACUCCCCGUGGAGCGUCACUGUCGCCACUUGGCAUCUCCCUGCCGCUAGCCAGCUCCCCUGCUCAGCACUCGCCGUGCUCCGGGCACAGAUUAACCACGGCUCCCCGCUCUCCAGUGACAGCCCCACGCCAGGACUCCCUCCACGCUCCCUCGCUCACCCUUCAGCCUGCUGCAGUGACCCCAUGGCCACUUCUGGAAAAGUUAUCAGGUGCAGAGCUGCUGUUGCCUGGGCAGUGGGCAAACCACUCUCUCUCGAGGAGGUGGAGGUUGCACCUCCAAAGGCGGGUGAAGUCCGUAUCAAGAUUGUGGCCACAGGCAUCUGUCGUACAGACGAUCACCUUUUGGAAGGCUGCUUUCCUAACGCGGAUUUCCCAGUUAUCCCAGGCCACGAAGGAGCUGGGAUAGUGGAAAGUGUUGGAGAAGGAGUGACCUCUGUGAAACCAGGUGACAAAGUCAUCCCACUUUGCCAUCCACAAUGUGGGGAAUGCAGCUUCUGCUUGAAUCCUGAAUCCAACUACUGCCUGAAGUCCCACUUCUCCGAGUCACAAAACCUGCUGCCUGAUAAGACCAGCCGGUUCACUUGCAAAGGGAAACGGAUCCACCACUUCCUGUGGGUCAGCACCUUUGCAGAAUACACUGUGAUCCCGGAGUACGCUGCUGCCAAGAUAGAUGCUGCUGCACCUCUGGACAAAGUCUGCUUGUUUGGCUGUGGGUUUUCCACAGGCUACGGGGCUCCCAUCAACACCGCCAAGGUCAAACCAGGCUCCACCUGUGCUGUCUUCGGCCUCGGAGGAAUUGGCCUCUCUGUUGUCAUGGGCUGCAAGGCGGCUGGAGCUUCCCGCAUCAUCGCCAUUGAUAUCAACAAGGACAAGUUUGCCAAGGCCAAGGAGCUGGGAGCCACCGACUGCAUCAGUCCUCGAGACUUCAAGAAGCCCAUCCAGGAGGUGGUCACCGAGAUGACCGGUCAUGGCGUGGACUACUCCUUUGAGGCCAUCGGGGAUGUGGAUAGCAUGACUGCUGCCCUGGCUGCCUGCAAUAUGAACACAGGUGUCUGCGUGAUGAUUGGGGAACUGGCUUCUGGUGCAGUGAUGUCCGUUGAUCCUAUGCUUCUGCUGUCUGGGCGUACGUGGAAGGGGACCCUGCUUGGAGGUUGGAAGACGAGAGAAUCUAUCCCCAAAUUAGUUUCCAGCUAUUUGGAGAAAAAGUUCAACUCAGACUUGCUGAUCACGCACACGCUGCCGAUCGCUGAAGUGAACGAGGGAUUUGAGUUGUUACGUCAAGGAAAAAGCAUUCGCAGCGUCCUGCUCUUUUGAAGGACACAGCCACGGGAGGCCGAGCGCAGGGAUCAGCGCAUUAACUCUGAGCUCUCCAACUCUUGCCUAAUGGAGAAAACUGAAUGAUAAUCAAAACAAACUAAAAUAAGGCUCAAAGGUAAAGUGAACAGCUUAAAGAAUAUUUUUGUUUUCAGCUAAGCAAUUAAAUAUCAGCCUACUUUUAAAGUGAAGAUUAUAAAGCACAUGAAAGCAACUAAUCCUGGAGAAGAACCACAUCUUUGCUUCACUAAAUCUAGUGAUUGAACUGACAGGAGAACAGGCAUGAAGGAGAUGUGAAUCAGCUGUAGAGCGGAGCAUCCUAAGCAUGAGUCUACAGAGUAAUGCCUUCCUGAUUCACGAUUGCUGCUUUUUUUUUUCUGAUAAGGACUAAUCUUUUUUGCAUCCUAAUGUCAACGUAUGUGGUUUGAUUUUUUAAAAAUAUUAAUAUAUGUAUAAUUUUGUUCAACAGCUAGAGAGUUGAGUUCUGCUCACUACAACAUUCUAAAUGGUUCCUGAUCCAAGAAGGGGUUUAUGUCAUUAUCAGUAGUCUUCUGGGACAUUAUCCCAUUCCUUAGGUAUACAAAAACGUCCUUUCAGCCACACAGAAGGAGGAUUCCUUUCUAGUGGACAGGCCUUUUCUAGUCUAUCACUUCCUUCUAGGCUACAGCUGGUGGGAUCAUGAAGGUCCUCAAGGCUGAAUUACACAUGUGGAAACCUACUUUCAUUACAGACAACACAAAUUCUUGCACAGCAGGCCCAGGAAUGGGAGGGGGGCUGGCAGAAGAAUGAACUGGCUUUCAGUGCUAGGCUAAGCAGUUAAGGGUGAAGAAAAAGGAAAGCAUGAAUCAGAGAGAUAGGGAGAGAACACAGGUCUAAAGAGAGGAAAGAUACAACACCUGAGCAAAGAUUUUUAAGUUGAAAAGAACUCUUAUUGCUUUUUCUAAGAGCACGCAACAUUUCAAAGCUACAAUCAAUAUAUGGCAUUUCUGACAUGCUGGGGUCAAGUUCACAUGUGUGACUAGGAAGAACUGAUUCUCUUUACUGGCAUUUAACGAUGAUCAUCUCCAUUUUCAACCUCUUCAUCCAUCAUCUUUCUGUUCCUUUUAUCAGUCUCUCCUUGGCAGCAGCUUCAAGUUGAGUAUAUGAUGUCUAGUGAUUCUAGGUGGUUGCCAAAUUACACAUAACAACCAUGUGCAUUCAAUAUUUCCAUGUGUGGCAUUUCUUUCCAGAGUACCGAUGGGAAGGACACAUUGCUCUUUGGAGUGGUUUCCAUUACUUAGUUUACCUGCUUCAGCUAUAAUUCUAUUUUAAUCAAUUCUACUGCUCAGUUUCUUUGAAAUUCAGACUCAGAGUUCUAAAACUACCAUCAAUGAAACACCAGUAGAUUUAUGCAAGAUAUAUUUUAAGCCAGAAAAAUAUUUACUACUCUGCUCUACCUGACAGUUUAUACAGUCAAUGAGCCCAUACACGAGAUUGCAAAAAUCAAAAGGAAACAAAUGGGUUUGCUCCAUAACAGACACAUGAAGCACCAAAAUAUUAAACAUUGUUCUCUAGUGAUGCUUACAUACUGUUAGAGGUGAAUGUAGAGAGCACCCAGCUCUGAACAGACCAUCACUCAAAAGAUUUUCCUUUUCUGUUUGAGUAUUUGUGAGUGUACUAUUUUCUUAUACUUGAAAGAUGACAAUCACACACCAUUUCUCAUCACGUGUCGCCUUUCUGGGUCUUUCUUAUUGUAGAAGUAACACAAACACAAAUGUCAAUCUUUGCUUCUAGAACCAUGUAAACUAGCACUAUGUGAAUGUAGUAUAUUAUCUGAAUAAUCCUUUGGCGUUUAUUUUAAGUUGAAGACUCUGAGGUCUGACUUAUACAAGUGUUAUGAUAGCCACACCAAAUACUCCCACAGGGGAUAUCAAUAUUUUAGAUACAACCUAGUUCCCAUAAAAAUCCAAUACCUCAUAAGAUUGUCAUUUACACCACCACUUUAGAGAAAUCAAUGGUGAUGUGCACUUCUAGCAAUAUCAUUCAUAUCAAUGAAAUGGUAAGUUUAUAAAUCUCUUACGAUGCUGAUCAAAUGUGUGGUUUUUUU